AAUUCAGGGGAUGUCCUUUGAUUUUCAAUGGAAGCCGCCACUACCAAAAACUUAAAAUUAUGGAGUGAACAUUCCAGUGAUUUUAAUUUGUCGCGACCAAAUUCUUCAAAACAACAUUUUGUCGUGCAUGUACCUAACAAAUUCUAUAAUAACCCCAACCAUCUCCGUCAUCGAUUUUCAAACACGGACAUAUCGAUUGCUAGGACGACCUGCGAAUGCAAAUCAAUUGAGUAUCGUGGGCUACGUGCGAUACUACCAUUGGCACUGUCAAUUUUACUGUACCAUACAGUGCAUCAACCUAACCAUACAGUAAUUUCGUCGGCGGUCGGUGACUUUGCCACGUGAGCCACUCGGGUUGUCGCCUGGGCAGCAGGGGUCAGGAUUAAGGAUUUUCAAGGGUCCUGGGUCCUUUUUUCUCUGGGGUCCCUUUCACUGCAGCGUUUCAACAAACUCGGUGUGCGCCUCUUGCAUCUUUCUCAGCUUCUGCGACAUUUUCAAUACGUCCUUUUUCCUCUUUUCAUCGACAAUAAGCAAAAUAUCGCGAUUCGGAUAAUCAAGUUAAUCUCUCGUUUCUUUUUUAUCAGGGUUUUUUUUAUUCUUUUUCCUUCAUCGAGAUACCAUGCGCGGAAGCGCCGUUUCGGCAGCUUUCACCGCGCUUAAAAACCCCCUUUCUAGACUUGGCCGUGCCCAUUUAUCCACUACAUCAUUUCACAGCAGCUCCGGAGCUCGACUCGGAGGUAACAUUCGCAAGGCCAGCACCAUUCCGCACAGCGUCGCCCAUUUCCCCCAUGGCCAGCAGUUUGAACCAGGUGUUAUUCUAAAGGGUUACUCUGGUCGAGAGUACACUAUCGAAAAUGUUCUGCAGGACAGACAAGACCGUCAGGUCUAUCUCGCCAGAGCGAAUGAGAAGAUGUUCGUUUUGAAGAGUUUAUUCGAGAACGAAUACAACUAUGCGCUUCCUCUGCAGCUCAGGUUCAACCACUCGCCCUACUUACGGGCUCUCCGGGAUACCGUCCCGGACCAGAGAAUGUUCGUCAAUGAGUACAUGACGGACCAUCUACUCAACUUCGUCUUCAAGGACCUAUCUCUUCCUAUGCAGAAGCGCGUACUCCGAGACACCCUUCGAGGACUCGCUGCUCUGCACAACCAGAACAUCGCGCAUUUAGACAUCAAAGCCAACAACAUAAUGAUCGACUACCGCGAGACUCCGGCUGGGCUUGUUGUUGACCGAGUUCAGCUGUCUGACUUGGAAGACUCGACUCACAUCCCGCCUGGACAAGCUCUUCGCGGACUCCAAGUCGGCAACCAGUUCUGGCGCAGUCCGGAGGCGCACGUUCAAGGCGCAGUGGGUAAGCCCUCGGACAUUUUCUCCUUGGCGCUCGUGUUCGUAUUCAUGCGCCUAAGAAUGGUCAUCUUCCGGAUCGACAGCGCGCCCGGCGUCGACCUGCAGAAGCCCAUCAUCGAACGGCAGAUUUCUACCUUCGCCGAGUGGAACGACUUCGAAUCCUUUAUGGAUUACCUGGGUCGCAGACACCCUUGGGCUGGCGAGCUACGUCGUAUGGCGGACUCCUUCGGCACGGAGAACCCGCGACGGCCGUUCUCGCUCUGGAAGAGCGACGCGCUCGACCCCGAGUUCAAGGAUCUGAUCAAGAAGAUGACUAACUUCGAUCCCCGACGAAGAAUCACGGCGCAGGAAGCCCUUGAUCACGUCUGGUUUCACGAUGUUCCCGAGUAAAAUUGCGCUCGCUUUUUCUUUUACUUUUUUCGGUACCGCGCUUAUGCGAAAUGGUUUCAGGGAUACGGAACCACUGGGCAAUGGAUAAGGUCAAUAAGCAAAGUUUUUUUAUAGACUGAUAAAGGGUUCUUAUGGAUAGAGGUGAGGGUAUAGACAACAAUCAGGCACGAUACAACAACAGACGGACACGAAUACAGACACAAGCAAGAUAGAGUAAUCAUAAUGGCGCAAGCAACAACCCAUCCUACCUACUUGAAUUCAGCGUAUUUGAUCCUGCACGUAUUGUGGCUACCUAAGUCAGGCUGGGCA
Molecule: messenger RNA, 2044 nt
Organism: Annulohypoxylon truncatum
Lineage: Eukaryota; Fungi; Ascomycota; Sordariomycetes; Xylariales; Hypoxylaceae
Product: kinase-like protein
Exons: 5
Coding region: 620-1735 (371 amino acids)
Biological process (GO): protein phosphorylation
Cellular component (GO): cytoplasm
Molecular function (GO): protein serine/threonine kinase activity; ATP binding
Source: RefSeq, a predicted model, not a curated record